Molecule: messenger RNA, 546 nt
Organism: Pterocles gutturalis (yellow-throated sandgrouse)
Lineage: Eukaryota; Metazoa; Chordata; Aves; Pterocliformes; Pteroclidae
Gene: NDUFAF2
Product: NADH dehydrogenase (ubiquinone) complex I, assembly factor 2
Exons: 4
Coding region: 1-546 (181 amino acids)
Biological process (GO): mitochondrial respiratory chain complex I assembly
Cellular component (GO): membrane
Source: RefSeq, a predicted model, not a curated record
AUGGAUAAUGAAAUAGUUACUAUCAUUGCACAUUGUAUAACUGGUUCACCUCUCCUGGUGUUUUCUUCUGUUACUAGUUGCAUCAUUAUUAGAAUAUUUGUUCUGUCACGAGUUUCAGAAAUUACAGCUUGGUAUAUCAAUAAGCCUUACAACCCAGGGCAGAUUAUACCAGAAAGAAGAUUUGUAGAAGCAAUAAAUCGUCAACCAUAUCAGUAUGAAAUGGGUCACUUUCCAACAGAAUGGGAAGCAUGGAUAAGAAAAAAAAGAGACGAUCCACCCACCAUUGAGGAGAUACUUAAGAAUGAAAAUUAUAGACAAGAAAUGAAACAGAAAAUCAAAGAUGCAUCCGAAAAGGAUAAGCUGCUUCAGGCCAAGGAAUACAAGGAGGGACUUGUUGCUGAACCAGUGCGUACUCAUGUCAAAGGCCAUGCAUCUGCCCCUUACUAUGGAAAGCAAGAGCCUUCGCAAGAUCCAACGAGCACUGCGAAUACCUUUCAGCCAGGUUCAUGGAUGCCACCAGGCAGUGGUAGUAGUCAAAAUAAAUAA